AUGGGUGUGGACGGGCUCGAUAGAACCGUGCACAUCAAGAUGGUUGCAGAACUAAGUAUAGCUCAGAAGCCAAGUGUCAUGGACAUCGACCAUGAGCCCUCCUGGAUGGAUCCAAUAGUUGAUUACAUAAGUAAUGGAGUCCUGUUCCGCAGGAGUUUCACACUCCCCUAUCUAAGGUGUCUCAAACAUUCCGAGCCUCUUCAAGUAAUGACUGAAGUUCACGAAGGCAUUUGUGGAAAUCACCAGGGAGCCCGCGUUCUUGCAUAUAAGUUGAUAAGGUAUGGAUACUACUGGCCAAGUUUGAAGAAAGAUGCCACAGAUUAUGUCCGGAACAAUGGAGAGUUGAUAUUCUUGGGCCUUUCUGUGGCAGUGGAGUAUUUUACAAAGUGGGUAGAAGCUGAAACUCUAGCAACAAUUUCAGAGCCGAAGCUCAAGUCAUUCAUAUGGAAGUCCAUCAUAUGCAGGUUCGGGAUACCAAAAGUCCUCAUCACAGAUAAUGGAAGGCAAUUCGACAAUCCCCAGUUCAAGAACUUCUGCGCCAACAAUGGGAUUGAUCAUCGCUCGACCUCGGUCUCACACCCACAAAGUAAUGGGUUAGCCGAAGUAACUAAUCAGACCAUAUUGCGGGACCUCCGAACAAGGAUAGGGGACGCCAAAGGUGACUGGCCUGAUGUACUGCCUUCGAUACUAUGGGCAUAUAGGACUUCGCAUAAGACAGCAACUGGUGAAAUGCCAUUCGUGCUUGCUUUUGGACUUGAGGCUACCAUCCCAAUCGAAGUUAGCCUCCCCACAAUAAGAAAGCUCAAGACAAAUAGGGAGACACAAACUAUCGAGCACCUUGACUUGUUUGAAGAGGUAAGGGAGCAAGCCUCACUUAGGACUGCAAGUUAUCAAAACAGAACUGCAAAACACUUCAACAACAAGUUCCAGACCAGGAGAUUCAGAGAUGGCGAUCUUGUCCUUAGAAAAGCAGAAGCCGCCGGACACCAACCAAGGAAACUUGGGCCGACAUGGGAAGGACCUAACGAGGUCAUAAGAAAACUUAAAGGUAGAACCUAUAGCCUCAGAGACACAUUGGGGAAACCACUCCCAAGGUCAUGGAACGCCAAUAAUCUGAAAAUAUAUUAUACGCGACUAGCUAUAGCUAUAAUUUUCCUUUAG
This is a messenger RNA of Olea europaea var. sylvestris, 1161 nucleotides long. RefSeq lists its product as uncharacterized. The record is from RefSeq and is a predicted model, not a curated record. Gene Ontology annotation, biological process: DNA integration. NCBI's taxonomy places the organism in Eukaryota, Viridiplantae, Streptophyta, Magnoliopsida, Lamiales, Oleaceae. Bases 1 to 1161 code for a protein of 386 amino acids. Gene Ontology annotation, molecular function: nucleic acid binding. The transcript has 3 exons.